This is a messenger RNA of Austrofundulus limnaeus, 2199 nucleotides long. It is a transcript of the gene pemt, whose product is annotated as phosphatidylethanolamine N-methyltransferase. Lineage: Eukaryota; Metazoa; Chordata; Actinopteri; Cyprinodontiformes; Rivulidae. Bases 262 to 1077 code for a protein of 271 amino acids. The transcript has 8 exons. Gene Ontology annotation, molecular function: phosphatidylethanolamine N-methyltransferase activity. Gene Ontology annotation, biological process: phosphatidylcholine biosynthetic process. The record is from RefSeq and is a predicted model, not a curated record.
UGUCCUUGAAAAUAAAUAAAUUCAAUGAAAACAAGUGACACUGUGUGCUUUAGUUGAGUGGCCUACAUUUCAGAUAACCACAAACUACAUUACCCAGAAURCCCCGAGCGGGAGGUUAUAGGUUAUAUGGUCAUGUAUGCCACAUUAGCUAGGCCUGCAGCCUAAUCUUAGUGCCAAAAUUAGGACCUUUUCCUCGUUUUUGUGCAACAUUUGUUAUCAUCCUGACAUGCCCGUGAGCGCGCGGUCUGCCGCGCAGAGUGGAUGAAAGGCAGCGACGUCGCAGCUGCUCAGCACAAACAGCUGGRUGAAAACCAACAUCCUGAGCUGCUGGACUGCUGCGGAGGCCUCGGCAACAUCGAUUACUCGAAGAUGGACUUAACCCUGGCUGAAGGCUUUCUGAGACACGUUGACUUUCAUAACUCCAGUUUUUGGAUUGCUGUGAUUGCCAUCAUAUUCAACCCUUUCUUCUGGAAUGCGGUAGCGAGAUGGGAGCAUCACACCCGGGUUCUCUCCCGGCUCUUUGGUAGCCCCUACUUCGCCUGCUACAGUCUGGGCUUCGUCAUCGUUCUCCUCAAUGUUUUCCGCAGCCACAGUAUGACGGUGGCCAUGAAGACCCAGGCCCGGUGGUUGAUGAUGGAGCGCACAGAUGUUUUCUACAUUGGAGUAGCUGUCAUGGUGUUGGGAACUGUACUGGUGGUCAGCAGCUUCCUCGCUCUGGGAUUCACAGGAACCUUUUUAGGUGACUACUUUGGCAUUCUGAUGGAUAAGAAGGUGACAGGGUUUCCCUUCAGUAUCAUAGAAAACCCAAUGUAUUGGGGAAGCACUGCCAACUACCUGGGCCUUGCACUCAUGGGUGCCAGUCCUGCUGGUCUUGUCCUGACUCUCAUAGUGGCCAUGACUUACAAGGUGGCAAUAAGCUUUGAAGGCCCUGUGAUGGACUUGCGACCUGUCCGGGGUYUACCCUGCCCCUMUCACAGUAACAUGCACCAUAUAGGCACCAGUGACCCUGAAAGGAAGAAGAGACCAUUCACCGAACAGAUCUAUCUGCAGAGAAAUCAGCACCCAAAGCAUGACUGAUCGUAUCCCUCUGAGGCAGUUCCUGCUCCUGGUUUGUGCUGAGGAUUCCCAUCCACUCCUGUGGACAGAAGGAUAGACUUAAUAACAUCUUAGUGAUUUGCUGAUUAUCCACAUGGAAACAAAAAAGGAAAGAAAAAAAACCAUCCAUGUUUUUGGUCCAAUUUACCUUUUUUAAUUAACGAAAAGCUGUAUUCAACAUGUGACUUGCUGUUCUAAGAAUGUUAAGUAAAGGGAAGUGAGUGAAAUUUAGCAGGUGAGAAUAUUAAUUUUAUAUCUGAAAGAAUUUUAUCUGUUUUACACAGUAAGGUCUGUUGAGAAUUACUCACAUCAUGUGGAAAUAGCUGAAACCUUUUAUGGGUCUAGACGGGGCUGUUUAAAGUACAUAUUUGAGCAGCAUAAAAUGRGGAUGAGACCUGAUACUCUACAUGGAUCAGAUGAAUGAAUGUCAUCCAAUAGAACCAUAUUAGAACAAAGCAYCCUCCUUUGAAAGAUUGGCUGUGUUAUGACCUGUUAAUAUUCCUAACUUUUCAAAUGUGUUGUUCCAAAUUGAUUUAGUUAUAUUUUUCCCACUUAGUAAGAACUAUGAUUUUUGUUAGAAKAUUUUUUUAAUAUAACACAUCAUUUCAAAACUCUCAUUAAUUCAUCCCAGUCCAAAAGUUCUGAUUAUUUUUGUUCUUUGCGCAAAACUAAGAUAUCUCUCAAACGUUCAAGUCUUGUCAAAAGACCUAUAAUGGAAAUUGAUUUAUAAGAAAUUAAUGCAUUUUCUGUCAAACUGAACAGCACACAUGGUUUCUUUUUUGUCGAUGGAUUGUUUUUUAUGUAAUAAAAUAAUGAGGCAGAACACAAGGUGCUUCUUUCUUUGUGACUCAACAGAUCCUGAGUGUUAAUGGAAGCACUUAAGCCAAGAGUUUACAUAAGUAUUCCUAGAGGCAGGUGUGUGGGAAGAAUUUCAUGCAUGAGUCCCCAAAAUUAGUCCUAUUAAGGCGAUUCUACUUCUCAUUCUGGCUGUAGAACUGAAGCGCGAAUGUGAUGCACUUUUGUAGUCCAGUGAUUCAAUGAAAUGUCAAGUUGUUAAGCUACUACAACAUCCAACAACUUGUGAAAAUAAAUCCCUUUUUUGUA